Messenger RNA from Cyprinodon variegatus (sheepshead minnow), 3254 nucleotides. RefSeq names its product Fas-activated serine/threonine kinase (gene fastk). NCBI's taxonomy places the organism in Eukaryota, Metazoa, Chordata, Actinopteri, Cyprinodontiformes, Cyprinodontidae. Bases 83 to 2725 code for a protein of 880 amino acids. The record is from RefSeq and is a predicted model, not a curated record. Gene Ontology annotation, molecular function: RNA binding. Gene Ontology annotation, cellular component: ribonucleoprotein granule; mitochondrial matrix. The transcript is spliced from 10 exons. Gene Ontology annotation, biological process: regulation of mitochondrial mRNA stability; mitochondrial RNA processing.
UCUGGUUCUGGUCUCAGUCUACCUGUGUCUCUGGUUCCAGGAGAGCUGAGCUGUCCCCUCCAGGCGGUCUGGCUGUUGGACUAUGCUGUUUCUGUCCACUGGGUGGCGCCUCCUGAGUCCAGCUCACCUCCUCCCUCGCUCCAUCGCCAUGUACGCCACCCGCCUCUACGGCACGGCGGGGGGAGGAGGGGGAGGAGGGUUCAAACAAAGCAGAAGGGCGGGGCUAGCGAUGCUGGAGGCUCCUCCCCCUCACCUCCCCCACCAUCCUCACCCACCGCCGCCUCCUCCCCCCACCUACCCCCUGUACCAGGGCCGCCCGGACGCCCAUCGAGGGCCUCACUUUCCCCAUCACUACCACCCUCACUCGCACCACCUGGCCCCGCCCCCUUUCCCCCCUCAUUACCAGCCCCACGUGUCAAUCCACGCCUAUGGGGGGGCAGCCCCGCCCAGCGGCGCCGGAAAGAAGAAGACCUGGAACUUUAUCCACGAGAAGAUGAGCUACGACACCUUCUUCACCAUGAAGCGUCUGAUCGAGCGCUCACGGCAACCCGACGAGGUUCUGCGCUGGGUCACCCAGAACCCCUCCAAGAUCUCCCACAACCACUACCCCGUGGCCCUUCAGAAGAUCGGACAGCUCCUGCAGUCCCCCCCGCGGGCCCCCGCCGACGGAGACGCGCCGGAGGUCGACAGGCGGCAGAUCCUGGAGCAUCCGGACUUCCAGACUCUCUGUGACGCCAUCGUCAGCGACUGCGCCAAGUUCGACAACUUCAGCAUCGUCAACUGCCUGUACGCCGUAGCCUCGCUGGGACUACCGAGCGAUGCCAAGGUGGUCCACGUCCUGGAGGCGGAGUCCCAGUCCAGGCUGAGCCAGUUCAACCAGAAGGACGUGUCCAUGGUGUUCAGCUCCAGCAUGCGGCUCCAUCCCGGCAGCCAGCACCCUCUGACCGAGGCCUGCCUGGCCGGCCUGGAGAAGAACCUGGAGCGAGAGCGCCACCCGCAGACGCUCUUCCUGCUGCUGUCUUACUACAGGCUCAAGUGGCGCUCCCUGCAGCCACCGGAGCCGCCUGCAGGGGGCGCCAACACGCCGCCAAACCCCGAGCAGCUGGUGGCCAACAGGAAGAUCCUGCGGCUGGUCAAGCACACCCUGGCCAGCGUCAGCGGCGUCCGCGACCAGGAGAUGGUGCUGCUGGACGAGAUGCUGGCGGCGUGCGCUCGGGAGGCUAGCAACAAAAGCCUGGAGCUGAUCUUCAGUUCUCAUUUGUUCUACCAGAACAGACAGGAGAAGUUCAUCAAGAGCCUGGCAGAUGAGCUGCCCAAGAAGGUGGACAGCAUCACCCCCUACACCAUGGCUCUCAUCUCCAAAUACGUCGCUCGGCACCGGCUGAGGGAGACGCGGCUGCUGGACGCCAUCGCUGACUUCCUGGUCAGGAAGGCUGAGUACCUGGACAGUAAGGUGAUCCAGAAGCUGGUGUUCCCCUUCAGCAGGAUGAGCUACCGUCCGUCCUCUGAGCAGCAGUUCUUCUCUCGGCUGGAGGAGGUGGUGGAGCUGAAGGCCCUCAGCUCUCCUCUGGCCACCGUCAACAUCCUGAUGUCUCUGUUCCAGCUGGGACAUUUCCCUGGGAGCGUCCUCCACCGCGUCUUCUCCUCCGCCUUCAUCAGCAACGUCACCAAUAGUCCUUAUGCUCUGAUUGUUAGAAGAUACCUCUCUCUCCUCGACGCUGCUGUGGAAUUGGAGUACCGUGACUACACGGGCCCUCGUCUGCAGGACGCCCAUAAGGUGCUGAUGUUUGACCACGCCCUCACAGCCGACGAGGUGAACCGCAAGUACAGUUAUAAAGGUCUGGUGGCUGAAGCCCUGCGGCAGCUUUUGGGAGAGCAGAGCUUCAACCAGGAUGAGGUGCUGCCCCCUGGAUACCACACAGACUUCAUCUUAUGGUUGGACAGUUCUGGGAGGGUUCUGCCCAUCAGGUCCGGACCCUGCGUCCCUCCUCCCUGCAUCGCCGUCACAGUCAAGCCCGGGGCUGGACCAGUUACCACGGAAACGGCGGUGGAGGACGGUAGCGAGCCGCCCGCUGCGGCUGCCGAAGGAGGGGGCGGAGCUACAGAGGACAGGCCCUUCAGGGCUCACCGCAUGUGCAGCAUAGGGGGGGCUCCAGCACCCGCAGAGGAGCCCCGCGCCGGCACCAACGGCGGGGCCCUGGACUACGGCCCCUACUUCAUCCCUGCAGCUCAGUACUACUCAGGUCUGGCCAAGGAGCAGUCUGUAGAGAGCCAGGACAGCUCCACGCUAAGCAGCCCUCCCUCCGAUGGCCUGGCCCCGCCCCAGGCACCUCCAGGGGCCCUGGCCCCCGACUCCCUCUUCCAGUUUUCCAUUGGGAAGAUCUUGGAGGAUGAGGGGCCCGCAGCGGCCCCAGAGGUCCAGCAGACGGACUGCGAGGCGGCCGGCUUUGGAGCCGAAAGGGGGGCCGCCCCCGACGAGGCCGGUCCAGAAGGGCCCCGGCCAGAGCAGAGGCAGAUCCGCAGGGUCGUUAUGUCCGUUAACGACAAGUGGCACUACUGCCACAACUCGGAGGUCCUGGUGGGCUCCAGGGCCAUGAGGGACCGUCACCUGCAACUGCUGGGCUACAUCAUCCUGCAGCUGCCGUACCAUGAGCUGGAGAAGCUGAACGGCAUCGAGGAAGUGAAGCAGUACCUGCACCAGAAGCUGCUGGACGUCCCAUUAUGACCUCGCCGAGGGGGCGGGGCCAGAUCCGUCAGAACGCGUCUCAGUGGACCUGCUCAAGACUUCCUGUCUGCAAGGAGCAGCUCAGCCACUCUGAUUGGUUACUGUGGCUUCCCCAGGUGGACUCUGAUUGGCGGCCGAGGGCGGCCACAGUGGACUCUGAUUGGCUGCCACAGUGAGCUCUGAUUGGCUGCCAUGGUGGACUCUGAUUGGCUGCCACGGUGAGCUCUGAUUGGCUGCCAUGCUGGACCCUGAUUGGCUGCCAUGGUGAGCUCUGAUUGGCUGCCAUGGUGGACUCUGAUUCCCAUCAGGCUUUGCGGCAGCCUGCAGGUGUGAGUGAAUGUAAUGGGGUUCUGAGGGCAGGGUUUCAUUUUCUUGUGUAUCCAUGGUAACUGUGAUGCAUGAGGGACUGUUUUAAGCAUGUGCCAAAGGUGGGAGGAGUCAGAGUAUUUAUUUGUGUAUCUGGGAGGACGGACAGAAGGUUGUUUAUAUUCUCUUAUCAGCUGAAAUGUCUAUAAAAGCUGAAACCAGC